AUUGAUGAAUCAGCUCUGACGAAGAAUGAUCGAUGAAAAAGACAUGUCUGUAAACAAUGCGGCUUUCGCUAAUCUUAUUGAUUCUUUGUGUAGAGAAGGGUUCUUUCAUGAAGUUUAUAGGAUUGCAGAAGACAUGCCUCAAGGGAAAAGUGUAAACGAGGAGUUUGCCUUCGGCCAGAUGAUAGAUUCGCUUUGUAGAGUGGGACAAAACCAUGGGGCGUCGAGAAUUGUUUACAUAAUGAGAAAAAAGGGGUUCCUCCCAAGUCUUGUUUCAUAUAAUUCUAUAGUUCAUGGUCUCAGCAAAGAGGGAGGUUGCAUGAGAGCUUAUCAGUUGUAUAAAGAAGGUACUGAAUUUGGAUACUAUCCAUCACAGGCUACAUACAAAGUUUUAGUGGAAGCUCUUUGCCAGGAAUCUGAUAUCUGCAAGGCCAAAGACUUACUUGAAUAUAUGUUGAGCAUAGAAGCAAUAGACAGAACUCGAGUCUACAAUAUAUUCUUAAGGGCACUCUGCAAUUUGGAUAAUCCCAGUGAGCUUCUUAACGUACUUGUUUCCAUGCUUCAGAACCAAUGCCAGCCUGAUGUGGUUACACUCAACACUAUUGUAAAGGGAUUGUGCAAAAGCAAAAGAGUUGAUGAAGCUCUACAAGUUCUUAAUGAUAUGUUAGCAGGGAAUCUGUGUGCUCCAGAUGUUGUGACGUUCACAACAGUUAUCUCUGGUUUACUAAAUGAUGGAAGAACUGAUGAGGCUUUUCAUUUAUUACGUGUGAAAAUGCCUGAAAACGGUCUUAAGCCUGGUAUUGUGACUUACAAUGCACUUCUUCGUGGACUAUGCAAAUUACAGAAGGUUAAUGAGGCAAUGGAUAUCUUUUGUGAUGUUCUGAAAGAUGGAAAAGGUUUCAACAGUACUACUUGCACAAUAAUGAUCGAGGGUUUAUGUAGAUCGAAUAGAAUAGAUGAAGCAAAGAGAUUUUGGGAUGAUGUGGUUUGGCCUUCAAAAAUCCACGACGAUUUCGUUUACGCAGAAAUAUUGAAAGGGUUAUGCGGUUCGGGUAAAUUCAAUGAAGCAUGUGAUUUCUUAUAUGAAUUGGUUGAUUGUGGGGUUUCUCCAAAUAUUGUAAAUUAUAACAUUCUGAUCGACAAAGCUUGCAAGUUAGGUUUGAAAACACAGGCUUACCAGAUCUUAGGAGAGAUGGGAAAGAAUGGUUUGGCCCCAGAUUCCAUAACAUGGAGAAUUCUGGAUAAAUUACAUGGGAAUUUAAAGAAAGAGAUGGGUGAUUUCAAUCAAGUUAGCAGUUGAGGAAGGUUGCAGUAACUGUAGACAUACACAAGAAGAAAUGAUCGGCAUUAGAA
Molecule: messenger RNA, 1350 nt
Organism: Papaver somniferum (opium poppy)
Lineage: Eukaryota; Viridiplantae; Streptophyta; Magnoliopsida; Ranunculales; Papaveraceae
Product: pentatricopeptide repeat-containing protein At3g18020-like
Exons: 1
Coding region: 26-1297 (423 amino acids)
Molecular function (GO): protein binding
Source: RefSeq, a predicted model, not a curated record